Postia placenta MAD-698-R-SB12 is the source of this 468-nucleotide messenger RNA. RefSeq lists its product as hypothetical. Gene Ontology annotation, cellular component: cytosolic small ribosomal subunit; ribosome. The transcript has 6 exons. The record is from RefSeq and is a predicted model, not a curated record. Gene Ontology annotation, biological process: translation. Gene Ontology annotation, molecular function: structural constituent of ribosome. Lineage: Eukaryota; Fungi; Basidiomycota; Agaricomycetes; Polyporales; Adustoporiaceae. The coding region runs from base 1 to 468 and encodes 155 amino acids.
AUGGCUGAUAUUCAAAUCGAGAAGGCAUACCAGAAGCAAUUCCUCUUCCAAAACGCCAAAGCCCGUGGCGGGAAGAAGGUCUCAACGAAAGAAAAGCGGUGGUACAAGGAUGUUGGCCUUGGCUUCAAGACGCCUUCCGAGGCGAUCAGUGGCACCUACAUUGACAAGAAGUGCCCUUUCACCGGUAAUGUCUCCAUCCGUGGGCGUAUCCUGACUGGCCGCGUUGUCUCGACAAAGAUGACCCGCACAAUCGUCAUCCGCCGGGAUUACCUCCAUUACAUCCCGAAGUACAACCGUUACGAGAAGCGCCACAAGAACUUGGCUGCGCAUGUAUCGCCGGCGUUCCGUGUCGAGGUUGGCGAUAUUGUGACCGUUGGCCAGUGCCGACCACUGUCAAAAACUGUGCGUUUCAACGUCGUCCGGGUGUCUAAGAACAAGGCGGCCGCCAAGUCGUUCGGGAAGUUUUAG